Molecule: messenger RNA, 7842 nt
Organism: Mycena citricolor
Lineage: Eukaryota; Fungi; Basidiomycota; Agaricomycetes; Agaricales; Mycenaceae
Source: the annotation of a GenBank genome assembly
UGCCGGUGUCGCGGUGCACCUACACAGACCUAUACUUGCUUUACUCUGUGCAUGUCAGCUGCCUGCUGUGUCCUCUUAUUCGAUAUGAAACAAAACCAUCAAGGGAAUCUUCCAUACGCGCUGUGUGCUCAUCUCUUUGAAGCGCGAGGCACAACAACGAUCCUGUUGCCAUUGCCCAAACACGCAGAAUACUCCGGCAUUUAGGUCACUCGAGGCGCGCUAUAAAACAAGCGGGCUUGGGAAAGAUGCCCCAGAUAUUCUACCGAGAAGAGACGCUCCCAAGAUGGCGAUGCUGCUCGCUCCGUACAACGACGCGAUGCGUCUAGGCAUGGGCUUCAACUCCUUCACUCAGCAGCUGUGUAUCAACGACUCAGUCCGUCUGGAGGGCGGUCAAGGUCAACCCGCAUCAGAAAAGAAUCUGCGGCCUCAAUACAAAUUUGGCCAGAUGUCUGGUGCAGAUGGUGGAAACGUCGAUAUUAGUCAGGAUGUCACCUGGACCGCCAAGUUUGUCGAUAGGAUCUCUGAGAUCACGGACAGCUUGAAUGUCGGUGGUUCUCUUCAAAUCAAAUGCGAUGCGAUUGGAGGCGGUGGGUCGGCGUCGGCGUCGUUUAUCGACACGAACAAGUUCAAGGAGUCGGACAUCAACUACUUCAUACAAGUGCGGGUGACGAACCAGCGUCUAACAGCGCCUGACUUGACGGAUUUCGACCCCAUCCCCAAUCUCCCAGCAUCCGAGUUCAAUCGGGUGUACGGUGACUCAUUCAUCUCCGGGUUCACUGAGGGCGGCGAAUUCAAUGCCUUGAUCUCGAUCAAGCUCAAGGACCGCUCAAAGGCCAAGGAAAUCAAGGGUGAGCUCGAGGUGGGCCUCAACUUCUCCGCCGUCUCUGUUUCGGGGAAAGGGAAGGUGGAGAAGACGGACGGGAGCAGAGACAUGCAGGGCGAGACCACGAUCGCCGUCUCGUGGAAAGGCGGAGGAGAUAUCAAAGACGCGACUGUCACCGAUUGGACCCUCGAAACGCUCAAGAUUGUGGCCAUGGAGUUUCCGGAGCAUGUCAUGGCUUGCCCGAUGAGAACAAACGCCAUUCUCACCAAGUAUACGGGAUUGAAGAGCUUCUACCAGAAGGGUAUCAAAGGCUCUCCGCUCGAAUACGACAAUGCUGGGGUGUACUCUUCCGCGCUGCUUGACGCUUACAUGGAUUAUAAAAUUAUGUGGCGCAAUAUUCAACAAUCCGCGUGGGAAGUUGAACAGAAGCAGUCAGCCCUUUUCCCCAAAGACUCCAAUGACGAACUGGCGCAGAUGGGGCUCGAGGCCAAGACUUACUUCGAGAGGCAAAUGGAGAAAUACAAGGAGAAGAAAGCCCGGUUGGAACAGCUGGGCAUGCGAGAUCAGAGUGCCGCGUUUCCUGUCAACAACAGCCAGGGCGCUCUCCAGCCUGCGAACUCUGAGGAGAAUGAACAGGCACUUGUCACGACAACCUCGCAGCCCAUAUGUGUUGCGCCGCCCGUGCCAGCUCCUGCUGCAGCGGUUCCCUAUUCGCCUCCGGCGCUGGUCGAGCUCGAGUCACAGGAACCGCUUCCCCCGAACGACUUCGUCCCUUACACAGCCAGUUUGUUUGGUCUCGACAAGGCCCGGCGAGACUGCCGCUUCGAGAUGAUCAAGAUUGUACGCGAGGUCGAUGCGGUCGCAGACGACCCCAGAGUGGCCUGUGACCCAACCCGCGCCUACCAGUUCCUCAGCCCAGCCGUGUUCCGGAUGCUUCUCCCGACGGUCCGCAACUUUGACAAGGCACGUGCGGAGGCAGCCUUAGAAGAGACGAAACGCAUCCAGGCGCAGGCUGACCAAGCUGGACGCGGCGAUCAGAAAGGCUCUGAGAAGUAUCAGCAAGGGAGACAGGCUGUCGAUUCCGGCUCUCACAGGAGAAUGGAUUCCCGUGUAGGCAAUACCCGCAUGGGUGGGUCGCGCAAUCAGAACCAGACCUCCGAUGUGCGGCGCAGACAGCAGGGCCCCUCCGAUGAGCCAUGCGAACAAGAUCAGCCUUCUGAUGUGCGGCGCAGACCGCAGGGCUUCUCCAAUGGACAAUGCGAGCAGGACCAGUCUUCUGACGUGCAGUGCAGACAGCAGGGCUCCUCCGAUGGGCAAUUCGAGCAGGAUCAGUCUUCUGAGUGCGAACAGGGGCUCCCCUCCGACGAGCAAUGCAAAGAGGAGCAGUCUUCCGAUGAUCAGUAUAGGCAAGAGCCGCCCUCCGACGUGCAGCGUGGAGACGAGGACGUGCAGUGUGAUGACGAGGGAAUCCACAACGAGCCUUGCGAACAGGACGAAGCCCUUGACGAGGAAUGCAACAAUAGGGACUCGGCCAACUUUCAGUGCAGAGAAGAUCGACCCUCGGACAAGAACUACAAGAACGAGGACUCGACCGAUUCGCGGUGCGACCAAGAGUUGCCGCCCUCUGACGAGAACUGCAAGAACGAUGAGUCGAACGAUUCUCGACGCAAUUGGGAGUCGCCGUGUUCUGGCGAGCCAUGCGAAGAAGAGCAGGCAAGCAAAUCACAGUGCGAGACCGGCGGGCAUGCUGCAACCGGGGGAAACGAGUGGCAAGAUUCGCAGCAGAAUGACCGCAGUGAUGCACAAAGCGCGGUCAUCGAAGAUUGCAAUCGGGGCCCAGUCGACGCGAGCAACGUCAACCCGGCCAAUGGCAACGGCGCCGGUGUCGAUAACGGAUCGGCCGAUGCACAGAAUCGUGGAGUGUAUGCUGACAAGGGGAGCCAGCAGAGAUUCCCGGACUGUGUCGCUCCACCCCACAGUGAGCAAGAAUUUGAGGGACUCAAGCAAGAGCUCGCGGGUGCCAACGAAAAACUGCAAGAAGCCGAGCGCAUAACGGACCAGACGCGACGGGCCGUAGCUCCUCUAGAGACGCUGAGACAGCAGCUGAGUCCUUGGAACGGCUGGUGCCCGGUGCCCGUGCGCAGUCAUGUACGGUUCCGGAACGUGCAGACGAGGAAGUGCAUGGAUUUUUUCUGGAGCGACGGCCGUGGAGGCAUGGAUCUGUUCCAGCACGAGAUCAACACCGACUCGAACCAGCGGUUCGAGAUCUGUCCAGUGGGCCCCCGCGCCUUCUCGAUCCGUCACAUCGCAUCCGGGAAGUUCGUGACGACGGCGAACCAGGUGUCGUAUGGGGUUUACUUCACGAUGGGUGGCUUCCCGACCUUCUUCACCUUCGAGGCGAUGCUGCAGGACGGGAACUACACCGGGAUGUGCAUGGUCCACAUUGCCGAGAUGCCGGAGCACACCCUCAAUGUCGAGGGCGGGGGAACCAACGACGGCGCAAAGAUUAUUGGCUACACUGGCGAUAAGACUGACAACGACAAGUGGUACAUCAAGGACUUUGACGAUAUGAGCAUCUGAGCGUUCUAUUUAAUUAUUAUCGUACACCUCUCAUUAUCUAGUUUUAUCUUCUUGCGCUUUCCGUCUUGCAUAUCAGUAGUUAAAUCUAUCCCAUUCAAUCCAAUUCUAUCCUACCCGCCUUUCCUUCCCAGACGAAACCGACUGAAGUACGCAUAGCGCACAAGUUGCAUCGAAACCGAAGCGGCAAUGCGGUGCUCCAGGCGCGCGCGUCCUAUGCAGAUUAUCUGAUGCUUAACCGACUCUAUGAAUGAGAUGGAUGAUCAUCAUGCGAGUCCUCUGGGCGCGCAAUGUUCUCUCUUAUCCCCCUUUUUGCCGCCUGUGCUCUUGCCUCGCCGUCCGCCCUUCAGAAACGGGUAGCACCUGUCGUGGCCUCGACAACGAGCUACGGAAACUUGGUUGACACGGGUCUGAACCGGGAUUCAUGUUCUUCCGCGGCUUGGUGGCCAGGGACGGUCCUUUGGACUUGCCGUGACACCCAGAUUAUCUCGGCAGGAAUCGUACAGCUCAAGGUGGUCCCCAACACUGCCUCGUUUUCUGGGAUGCCCAGCAGCCCAAUUUCACUGCAGCCGCUGAAUCCGAUCUCCCCCACGCCCUUUGGGACGCCCUUCUACCCUCUGCAAUCCAACGAGUGUCCGCCACUCGGGAACUGCGGCAACGGCACCCGGUACGUGGGCUGGCCGGACACGGGCCCUGUGGUCGUCUUCGACUUCAACAACGGCGUGAAUGCGUACGCGGUCGUCGCUCGCCAGGCGCUCUCUGGGCUGAGCGUGCUCAACGCGCCGGACUACACCCUGUAUCACCUGCUCUCCACAUCGCAGACGACAGCGCUGCCCAGUGUGAGCAUCGAUGCUGAAUCGUUCUGGAGCGCGACCCAGAUCGGGUACGGCUCUGCUGCGAGUGUCGUUGCGAACGGAUAUGCGUAUAUGUAUGGAGCGACGCCGAGCAAAGCUCUAGCUGUCGCCCGCGCGAAGACGGAUGAGUUCCUCGGUGCGAUCGAUAGCAAGUCCAAAUAUGAGUACUUUGUGAACGGAGUUUGGACUGCUACGGCACCAUCGAUCAACACCCCGAACAUCGCUUUGGCCAAUACCCGCUCUGUUCAGGGCACUAUCUACUACUCGAAUAAGUGGCAGGCCUUUGUGUGGAUUGGCGGUGACGGAUUUCCCAAUGCAAAAUUCUAUGUCUCGACCGCUCCUGCUCCUGAAGGGCCUUGGACGGCGCCUCAACUUUUCUUUACUGGGGCCGUCGGUACUGGAGCACUGCCGGCUUAUUCUGCUGUCGCCCACCCCGCUCUGACAGAUGGCACUGGAAACUACAUAUUCAUCACUUGGACGAAGACGUCCCUGGACUCCGCUGGGUCUACAGUCUAUACCCAGCCUUUGGUUCGCGUCGACUGGCAGUAGCAGUAGAUUUAGUGCUCCUAGGAAUUCAAUUACUUAUCAUUUGGAUCCGGAUACUUUCUUCGAGACACGAAAAUCACCAUACCGCGUCGAUUACAUAAUCAGCCAUCACCUUUCUUCCUCUGCGAUUUCGAGGCGUGAAUGCUCUCCCUCCUGCUCGGCCUGCUAUCAUGCGGCCUGUCUGUCCUGGCUCUGCAGGAAUCGGACGCCGGUGUGAUCGACUGGCAUAGGCCCCUCAUCGGCCUCCCGCUCGCACCACCAAUAUUCCACCACGCAAAUGUGAACGGCACGACACAAAGCGUGCUGAUUGUGCCCACCGCGAGCAACGUCCUCGCGGCGCUCAACGCGACAGAUGGUUCUGUGGUAUGGCGACACGUAUUCGAUGCGGCGGACGGGCUGGCGACGAUGCGCGUGGCGGGCGACGCCGUAGCAGCUCUCUCCGGACCCGGGGCGUCUAACUUGAGGGUUUUCGAGGCGCUCACGGGGCUCUUGGUGAGCGAGAAGAGGGUCUCGGCGCCGGUGGAAGGGGCGCAGUCUGGUGUGGACAUCGCGUUCGAGCAGAGCAGCGGGGACUCGUUCGUCCUUAACACCAACUCGGUCUCGCGUUUCGGGACGAAGGAGUGGAAGAAUGCAGAAAAGCUGGGCGAAGCUGUAACGACCUACUCUCAACUAGUCCACCAACCCGAUGCACUCUACGCUGUCGGACAGUCUAACCAGGCGUUUUGUCUCUACCUGUCCUCGUACGAUCCAGAAACGGGUGCGCACAUCGAACAUACAUACAAGCACCUCCCACCCCGAGUCGAGUCGUUCCUCACGGCAGCCGACGUGGUCGUGUGGGUGGACCCCGUCACGCAAAGCCUCGGCUUUGUCCAACUGGUCCCGACGCUGAAGAACCCGAUCCGCACCGAGCGUCAGCUGAAGUGGAUCGCGGUGAUCGACGUCGACCUGGGCCGGUCCGGGAUGUUCGUCGGUGUGUUGGCGGAUGGGGCGGCCCGGGUGCUGAAGAUCAAGGAGGGCGGCGUGGUUGAGUCGGUGCAUGUUUUCCCUGCGAACGACGGGUCGGAGGCGAUGUUUGCGGGCGGUGUCAAUGCGGAGGGACACCCGUACGUCGUGCGCAUGUGGGAAUCCGCGUCCGGAGCAACGGCAGCCGAGAUUUACUCGGCCCAACUCGAGGGUUCAGUUGAAACAUCAUUCCUGGUGCCCGACUAUAAGUACGGAGAGGUGGUCAAGCUUGGAAUUGAUGGAUCGAAACUCGUCAUUGGCACGACGACCGGUGCCAUCCAGCUCUGGGACGCGGGCCAGCUGGUCUGGGCUCGCGAGGACGGUCUUUCUGGAAUCGAUGUUGCCGCAUUCGUCGAGCUGCCCUUGCCAGAGCGCGUCGCCCGAGCCGACAGCGGCGAGUCCUUUUUCUCUCGUCUGCAGAGGCAGAUUACUGAUGCCAAGGACUUCCCGCACUAUCUGGCUGCAUUCGCUCAGCGCUUUGUCACAGGCACACAGGAGGAAAUUGUUGUUUCUGCAGCGAACGGUGCGCUGGUUAGAGAUGCGUUUGGGUUCCAUCAGAUCCUCGUUGCGGCCACAGCCCACGGCUCAGUCUUUGGGUUGGAUUCGGCUACUGGGAAGAUCCUCUGGUCACGCGUCUUUGGGUUAGGCUGGGCUGGAGCUGGCGUUGGGGGCACGGUCCGUCCGCUCAAAAUAUAUCUCGUCGAGGGUGAAGCGGAGAGCAAAGCUGUGAUCAUCAUCGCCCAAAGGAAGGCUGCGAACGGACUCGUUGACACCGUGUUGUUCAAGAUCGACCCGCUUACGGGCGCGUCGAUGAUUGAUGUUGAGCAAGACUCUGAUCGGCUGCUCGAAGGGACGGAUGUUAUCUCUGGCCCGCUCACUGAGGCUUUCCGCUUGCCCAAUUCGGACAUCAUUAUGCUCAUCGACGAUUAUUUCCAGAUCAUUCCCUACCCAAAUACCGCGAAAAGCUCUGCGGCGAUCGCGAAGCUGGCUCCGAAGUUGUACAUGCCAUUCAUUGAAAAGUUUUCGGACGGUCCGCGGGUCGUCGGACACAGCCUGAAGCUCGAUCCAAAUAUGUCCGACAACUAUCUGGCGUUCCGCACGUGGGGUCUCGCUCUCCCACGGACGGAGACCCUGGCGGGGCUGGUCCGGCCACACGUCGGGCCCGUCGCCUCGCUGGGCAAAGUGCUCGGCAACCGGACGACGCUGUACAAGUACCUCAACCCGCGGAUGUUCGUUGUUCUGACGCAGGACAACGCUGCUGACGAGGCUGCCGGGUGUGGGCUCCGUGUCGUCGAUGGGGCGAAGGGCAGCGUUGUCUAUGAGGCUGUGUUGCCCCGGGGCGAAGGCGGGCUGUGCGACGUGCGGGCGACGCUGGUCGAGAACUGGCUGGUAUAUCAUUACUACGAUGCGCAAGUCGUCGCGCAAGGCGACACCAAGGGAUGGCGGGUGGUGACUGUCGAGCUGUACGAAGGCCUGCUGGAUGAAAAGACACAGAGCUCUGACAUGUCUGCUUUCUCCGCCGACGUCAUGAAGGUCGAGCCGUUGGAACAGGCAUACGUCUUCUUCCACGGGAUAUCCGCCAUCGGCACCACGUCGACCAAGUUUGGUAUUACGAGCAAAGACAUCAUCGUCGCCACCCACAACCACAAAAUUCAGGCGAUCCCGCGCCGGCUGCUGAAUCCCCGGCGACCGAAGAACCGUGCGCCGACUGCCGAGGAGCAGCAGGAGGAGCAGCUGAUCCCGUACGACGUGCUGCUGCCCGAAGACCCCCGCCGGACGAUCUCGCACAACUACGACGUCGCGGGCAUCCGGCACAUCAUCAGCGCGCCGGCGCUGCUCGAGUCGACCUCGCUCGUGUUCGCGUAUGGGCUCGAUCUGUUUCUGACGCGCGUCGCGCCGUCGAGCACGUUUGAUAUCCUGAGCGAGAGCUUCAAUAAGGUGCAGCUUGUGCUGACAGUGUUUGGGCUCGGUGUGGGCAUUGCCAUUGCGAAGCCGAUGAUGCGGCGGAAGAUGUUGCGGGAAAAGUGGUAUCAGAAGUAG